Aspergillus fijiensis CBS 313.89 is the source of this 1482-nucleotide messenger RNA. RefSeq names its product S-methyl-5-thioribose-1-phosphate isomerase. The coding region runs from base 183 to 1325 and encodes 380 amino acids. Gene Ontology annotation, molecular function: S-methyl-5-thioribose-1-phosphate isomerase activity. The record is from RefSeq and is a predicted model, not a curated record. NCBI's taxonomy places the organism in Eukaryota, Fungi, Ascomycota, Eurotiomycetes, Eurotiales, Aspergillaceae. The transcript is spliced from 2 exons.
ACCGCCUGUACCUAGCAACGCCUCCAAACAAACGAGAAGGACUUCCCCACCGGUUAAAUAUCAGAGCAAUACAGUCCAGCCAACACCGCUCUGUCUUUUCUUUGUCUCCAUUGGUAGCGUUUCUAGCACUUCGAAAUUACGGGACGAUCCAUUGAUCCUUUUCUGAGGUGGAUAUCGCAAACAUGACUUUGCAAGCCAUCAAAUAUCGAGACGGUGUCCUCGCAAUUCUCGACCAAUUGCAACUUCCCUACGUGGAAAAGUAUAUUGAUGUCAAGACGAGUGAACAAGCUUGGCAUGCUAUCAAGACUAUGCAAGUCCGCGGUGCGCCGGCUAUCGCCAUAGUAGCAGCACUUGCCCUUGCGUCUGAGCUUCACCUACUGAUUUCAAAUGAGGGGUUAUCUUCAGAUGCAGACGAAGUUCGUGUUUUCAUUAUAGAGAAGCUGCAAUACCUGGUGAGCAGCAGGCCCACGGCUGUCAACCUAGGUGAUGCUGCGCGAAAGCUCGAGCUCGUGGUGUCUCAGAGUGCUAGCCAGGCUGGGGCGACAGGUCACGGGGUUGCCGUCUCCUUUAUAAAAGCCUCGGAGGCGAUGUUGGUAAAGGAUGUUCAAGACAACAAGCAGAUUGGGGAAAAUGGCGCUAAAUGGAUCAUGUCGAAUGCGGUGGUUCCGGGGCAGUCAGAGGCCACUGUUUUGACUCAUUGCAAUACAGGGUCUCUAGCGACAUCCGGUUACGGAACGGCCCUGGGAGUCAUCCGCAGCUUAGCAUCAAUGAAUAGUCUGCGGCAUGCGUACUGCACUGAAACAAGACCUUACAACCAAGGUUCUCGGCUCACGGCAUUCGAACUAGUUCAUGAUUGUAUUCCCUCCACGCUGAUAACAGACUCUAUGUCCGCCGCACUACUUGCAAAUUCCAAGGCUGGUGUGAAUGCGAUCGUCGUCGGUGCGGAUAGAGUCGCAGCCAAUGGUGAUACUGCCAACAAAAUAGGGACGUAUGGACUUGCUGUCCUGGCAAGAUAUCAUGGUGUGAAGUUCCUCGUUGCCGCGCCACUCACCACUAUCGAUUUGUCGACCAAAUCUGGAAAUGACAUUGUGAUAGAAGAACGGCCGGCCGAUGAGGUUACUAAAAUCAAGGGGCCCUGUGAAGGCGAUACAUCUAAGGGCGGAAAUUUGGAGACUGUGCGUAUAGCUGCAGAGGGAAUCAACGUUUGGAACCCAGCAUUUGAUAUCACACCAGCUACACUGAUUGAUGGAAUUAUAACAGAGAAAGGGGUCAUGGAAAAGACAGCGGACGGUCAAUUUUAUUUAGCGGGUCUGUUUGAGGAUUGAUUGCCAACUGCCGGCUGCGGAUGCGUCUCCAUCUGGCCAAGUUCAGUGUCGCUGGAGGACACGGCCUUGCCACUAUCGCAUUGGCGAAAAAGCUCAUCAAUUCUAGUUUCGAGUUCACUCAGGUGCUUCUCCAGGGCCAGCGCUGCUUCCUCGCCUC